Nymphalis io (European peacock) is the source of this 1931-nucleotide messenger RNA. RefSeq names its product folylpolyglutamate synthase, mitochondrial-like. NCBI's taxonomy places the organism in Eukaryota, Metazoa, Arthropoda, Insecta, Lepidoptera, Nymphalidae. Gene Ontology annotation, molecular function: ATP binding; tetrahydrofolylpolyglutamate synthase activity. The record is from RefSeq and is a predicted model, not a curated record. The coding region runs from base 304 to 1836 and encodes 510 amino acids. Gene Ontology annotation, biological process: tetrahydrofolylpolyglutamate biosynthetic process. Gene Ontology annotation, cellular component: mitochondrion; cytoplasm; cytosol. The transcript has 8 exons.
CAAACAAUCACAACGCACUACGCUUAAUUUAAAGGUUAAGUUUUAUAAGAUGCAAGUUUUAUGAUACCCUGUCGUCUUACAAAAUGAAAACCAUAAAUCAAUAUAGAUGAGCGUUGUACAAUAGGGUCAGAUGUCAUUGUCAUAGCAGUCCAUUGAUAAGUACCGCAUUGUUUCCUAUCAAGUCUUUCAUAACUAAACAUGACACCAUUCAGAUCCACGCUACGGAAGCCGGGGUCAUUUUUUGCUGGCAAUGCGGAAUGAUUACGUGCUAAAGAUCAAGUCAUUUUACUAGAAAUCUGGUUUAUGCCUAGUCUACUGAUGCAAAGUGUCGGGUUAUGUCGUGUUAAUAUAGUAAAUAAGAUAGUUUUAAGAAUGUCUUCCACUCAGUUGACAUACGAGGAUGCAAUUCAAAAGUUAAAUUUGUUACAAUCAAAUAUAGCAACAAUUAAGCAGAUCCGUAAAGACAUUAAGGCUGGUCAACAAAAUACAAAUCUUCAAGAUAUGAAUAAUUACCUCAUGCGAACAGGUGUAACAAUGCAUAUGUUAGAUCAACUUUCUGUAAUACACGUGGCUGGCACCAAAGGAAAGGGUUCAACAAGUGCAAUGUGCGAAUCUAUAUUACGUGCGUACGGUUUUCGCACAGGGUUCUACUCGUCACCGCAUUUAGUGGCAGUGCGGGAACGCAUCCGUCUCAAUGGGCGAAUGCUUUCAAAGUGUCAAUUUGCUGAAUAUUUCCAUCAAGUUUAUGAUGCACUAUAUGAAUCAAAGACAGUCGAUGGGGACAUGCCGAAGUAUUUUUCCUUCUUAACGGUGUUAGCGUUCAAUGUGUUUCUUAAAGAGAAAGUUGAUGUAGCCAUUAUUGAGGUGGGAAUUGGAGGCAUUGUAGAUUAUACUAACAUUUUAAGGAAAGUUCCAGUGGUCGGUAUCACAUCUUUGGGUUUAGAUCACACGUCAAUAUUAGGUAACACAUUACCAGAAAUAGCCGCUGCUAAGGCUGGUAUUAUGAAACCGGACUGCGAAGCGUACACCGUGCAGCAACCGCCGGAGGCAAUGGCCGUACUACGAUCGGUCGCAUCUAAUGUGAAGUGCUCUCUAACUACAAUUCCCGAAUUUAACACAUACAAAUUUCAAAAUGGCUGUAAGAUUACUAUAGAAAUAGAGGCUUACAGAAUAAACGCUUCCCUAGCCAUACAACUGUCGCACGCUUGGAUGCGCAAGGCGAGACAUACCAUAAACAAUUUAAAUAAUCAAGAGAACAGUGAUAUGACAAAUAAAUAUAUUCAUAAUGACAAGAAAUGUGUAUUAGUGGAUACGUUGACCAAAGAAACUGUAAUUGGAUUGAAAGAAUGCAAGUGGCCUGGAAGAUACCAAGUUAUAAAAACGGAUUAUGCAAAAUUCUUCCUAGACGGAGCUCAUACAAAAGAAUCUAUGGCCAUAUGUGUGAAGUGGUUCGAAGAAAAUAACAGGGAUCACACCAAAGUUUUGAUAUUCAGUGCAACUGGAGAUCGAGAUGCUACAGUUCUUCUGAAACUUUUAGCUGAUAUUGAUUUUGAAGAUGUAUUUUUCGUUAUUCCGAAAGCGUAUAAAGAAGUAACGAAGGCAAAUGAUAAUUAUUCAAUAUUAGAACAAAGAGAAUUAUUAUUAAAAUGUGACAAUCAUGCCAUGACAUGGAAGCUAUUCAAUGAGAGGUCAAAAGUCUCCACACGAGAGUGUGUGUCUGAUGUUCUUCAAUGUAUUACUAAGAAACCUAAUGUUUCAGUCUUAGUAACUGGUUCGCUUCAUUUAGUUGGAGCUGCACUUUCAAUUAUAGAUCCUAAUCUCAGUGAAGAUGUAUAACAUAUUCAAAGUAAAAAUCAUGUGAUAUUUAUCGAAUUUAUGUUUUGUAACAAAAUAAUUCAUGUUAUGUAAAAAAAUAAAUCAUUAUUAUAUUA